Messenger RNA from Pungitius pungitius (ninespine stickleback), 3618 nucleotides. RefSeq names its product voltage-dependent T-type calcium channel subunit alpha-1I-like. The transcript has 29 exons. Gene Ontology annotation, biological process: positive regulation of calcium ion-dependent exocytosis; calcium ion import; membrane depolarization during action potential. Gene Ontology annotation, molecular function: low voltage-gated calcium channel activity; voltage-gated sodium channel activity. The record is from RefSeq and is a predicted model, not a curated record. Gene Ontology annotation, cellular component: voltage-gated sodium channel complex; voltage-gated calcium channel complex; plasma membrane. The coding region runs from base 1 to 3618 and encodes 1205 amino acids. NCBI's taxonomy places the organism in Eukaryota, Metazoa, Chordata, Actinopteri, Perciformes, Gasterosteidae.
AUGCCUGAGGUGGCACUCACCAUACAACCUCACGGCGGUCCCGACCCGGGCCCCGAGGAGCAGGAGCAGCUGCCGUACCCGGAUCUGGCCUCGGUGGUCUUGGGCUGCUUCAAACAAACAUCAAGACCCCGUAUGCGUGACAUUGUGUCAGCGCUCCUGAUCAUCUUCCCCAUGCUGGCUAACGUGCUCUGCCUCUACAUGUUUGUCGUGCACAUCUUCGGGGUGAUAGGGGUCCAGCUGUGGGCGGGGCGUCUGCACAACCGCUGCUUCCUUGGUGAAGACCCCAUUGCGAUGUACAACGUCUCCUUGAGCCCGUACUACGUCACCAAGUACGGUGAGUUCCAAUCGUUCCUCUGUUCCCCCGAAGACACGAGCGGCCAGCACUGCGGCGAGGUGCCGCCCUACAGACAAAACCACCAAACCUGCUCCUUGGCCCCGCCGAGUGUAUUUGGCCUCACGGGGGCCGGCACUAACGCCUGCAUCAACUGGAACGUGCUCUACAACGUCUGUCGGCCCGGGGCCCAGAACCCCAACAACGGGGCCACCAACUUUGAUAACAUCGCCUACGCCUGGAUAAGCAUAUUCCAGGUUGUCACACUGGAAGGAUGGUCAAACAUCAUGUUUUAUGUCAUGAACGUGCAUUCCUUCUGGACUUUACUCUUUUUCAUAUUCGUUGCCAUCAUGGGCUCCUUCAUCAUGAUGAACGUGUGCGCCGUCGUCAUCGCCACUCAGUUCUCAGACAACCUGGAGCACUUGAGGAUACAGCAAACCAGGAGGGAGGAUAGCGCCGUGUUGGUCAAAUGGCUCCGCUCCAAGUGGAACGGCUGCCUGGCGGUCAUCAGACGGCGUGCAUCCAACAGGGUGCGCCGCCAUGACGACGACAGCAGGACUGACGACUUAGCGGUCGGGGGUCACAUUUGGGGACAGCUCAGGACGAGACUGGAGAAAGUUGUCAAAAGUAAAAUCUUCAACCGGCUGAUCAUGUUCGCUGUUCUCCUCAGCAUUCUCACCCUGGCCAUUGAGCAUCAUAAUCAGCCAAACGUGUUGACCACCAUUUUGCACAUCAGUGACCUCACCUUCACCGUGAUCUUUGUGGUGGCGAUGCUCUUGAAGCUGAUGGCGCUCAAGUGGGCGUACUUUGAGGACCGAAACAACUUGUUUGACUUUUUCAUUGUCAUCAUCAGUGUUUGGGAGACGAUAACAAAAGCAGACAGCAGGUUGUCGGUCCUCCGAGCUUUCCGCCUGCUGAGGUUUGGGAGGCUGCUCCACUACCUUCCUUACCUAAGGACACAGCUGCUGGUGCUGAAGAAGGCCAUGGAGGAGGCCGCUUCGCUCUGCAUGCUCAUCCUUUUUGUCAUCUUUGUUUUUAGUCUUGUGGGCAUGCAUCUUUUCGGUCAUGGGUUAGACACCCGGAAAAGAAUCAAUGACAGAAAGAACUUUGACACGCUGCUCUGGUCCAUGGUCACCGUGUUCCAGAUUCUGACGGAGGAGAACUGGAACAGGGUGAUGUACGCCAUCAUGGCGGCCUCCUCUCCGUGGGCCUUCAUCUACUUUGUUGCAGUCAUCGUGACGGGAAAGCACGUCCUUCUCAACAUCCUCGUGGGUAUUAUCCUUAAGGGCUUCCAAGACAGGCGAACACUUAGCGAGAACCAUGCCUGCGUGAUCUCUUCUUCCACCCUGGAGGACGGUUCUGCAAACAGCAAUGCGGAAAACCGAACACUUGGCAAGAACCGUGCCUCUGUGACCUCUUCCCCGACCCCUGAGGACGGCUCUGCAGAUGCAAACGGCGAUGAGGAAAACAGAUCUCAGAACCGAAACCAGAGGGCGCUGCGCUGGUGCAAAAAGCGCGAAGAGUGGUCAUUCUACGUGUUGUCUCCCCAGAACAAGUUCCGCCUCUUUUGCAAGACGGUGAUGUCUCACGAUUUGUUCGAAUACACAGUUCUGCUCUUCAUUCUCCUAAACUGUAUCACCAUUGCAAUGGAGAGGCCUGGAAUAGAGCCUGGAAGCAAGGAGCGUAUGUUCCUGAACAUCUCUGGUCACGUCUUCUCUGCAGUCUUCUUGGUAGAGAUGCUUUUUAAGGUCCUGACCCUCGGCUUGUUCUUUGGGAGCGAGAGCUACUGCCGCUCCGCCUGGAAUGUCAUGGACGGGUCGCUGGUGGUCGCCUCCUUGGUCGACAUCGUCGUCUUGCUGACCCCUGCAAGCCACAGCAAAAUGCUGGGCAUUUUCAAAGUGCUGCGCCUGCUGCGCACACUUCGCCCGCUGCGGGUGGUCAAGCGUGCCCCGAAACUGAAGCUGGCGGUGGAGGCUUUGAUCACCGCCCUCAAGCCCGUCGGGAACAUCUUGCUUGUUUGCUGCGCCUUCAUCUUUUUCUACGCCAUCCUCGGCUUGCAGUUGUUCAAGGGGAAGUUCUACACCUGUAGAGGCGAGUACAUCGAGGACAUCACCAACAAGACGGACUGUCUGUCGGCCAACUACCGCUGGGUGCAAAAGGAUUUCAACUUUGACAGCUUGCCGCAGGCUCUGAUGUCGUUGUUCGUGAUGUACUCCAAGGAUGGCUGGGUGAGCCUCAUGUACGACGGACUGGACGCCGUCGGAGUCGACCAACAGCCCGUGGUCAACCACAACGAAUGGAUGCUCGUUUUCUUCAUCUCCUUCAUGAUCGUGAGCUUCUUCUUGCUCGACAUGUUCAUCGGUGUGAUGGUGGACACCUUCCGCAACUGCCAGAAGCAACAGAAACUGAAACUGGCUGAGGAGGCGAGAAACCGCUCGCAGCCUGGCGCCGGUGAGGAGCGUAAGGAGACGCCGUACCAAGCGUCCUACUCCCGCUGGCGUCUGUCCAUCCACACCCUGUGCACCAGCAAGCAGCUGGACCUCUUCAUGGCCGUCCUGAUCUUCCUCAGUGUUUUGGUUAUGGCCGUCGAGCACUACCAACAACCUCUGUACAUCAAGAGGCUUACAGAUUACACCCACUACGUGUUCACCUCCAUCCUGGUGAUUGAAGUCCUGCUGAAGCUCGUGGCGUUUGGCGGGCUGAGGUUCCUGCGAAACAGUUGGAACCUCAUGGACCUUGUGGUCGUCUUGGUUUCCAUCAUGAGCAUCGUUUUAAACGUGAUGAGGGUGUCACGGCAUCUUCCCAUAAAUCCCACCAUCCUGAGAGUCUUCAGAGUGCUGAGGCUGGCUCAAGUCCUGAAGGCCAAACGGAUUCGUGUCCUGCUGACAACGAUCAUCAAAACGCUGUCGCAGGUUGGAAACAUUUGUCUCCUCUUCUUGUUCUUCUUUUCCAUCUACGCAACGCUGGGAGUGGAGUUCUUUGGCCAUCUAGAAUGCGAGGACGACCUGUGCCUCGGAUUAAACGAGCACGUCAACUUCAAGCACUUCGGCAUGGCCCUGUUCACCCUCUUCCUGGUGUGCACCGGGGACAACUGGAGCGUGAUUAUGAUGGACACCUUGAAGCAGUGCCGUCGUGGAGAGUGUGCAGACUACCUCAUGUGGGUAUCUCCGCUAUACUUCAUCGCCUUUGUGGUCAUCGCCCAGUUCGUGCUCGCCAACCUUGUUGUGGCCGUCAUCGUGCAAGCUAUGGAGGACAGCAACAAGAAAGGACCCCACGAAAACUGUUGA